UCAAUUGGAUCUCACUGAAAUAGACAACUACAAUGGCCAAAUAUGGUCUGGUUAAUCUCUUGAUCCUCCUUCUCAACUUGGGUACUUUGCUUUCUUCUCUUGCUUGCCCCUACUGUCCUUACCCAACUCCACCCUCUAAGCCACCCAAGUAUCCUCCCAAAUUUCCACCCAAACACCCACCGAAAGUAAAGCCACCUGCUCACCAUAAACCACCAAAGCCACACAAGCCUCCUGUUGUCAAACCACCCAAGCCUCCUGUUGUCAAACCACCCAAGCCUCCUGUUGUCCGCAAACCACCCUGUCCACCCAAGCCACCCAUUGUGAAACCACCAACCAUACCCAAACCUCCCUAUGUACCCAAGCCACCCAUUGUGAAACCACCAACCAGACCCAAACCUCCCCAUGUGCCUAAACCACCAAUCACACCCAAACCCCCAAUUGUGCAUCCACCCUACGUACCAAAACCUCCUAUAGUAAAGCCGCCACCUUUUGUACCCAAACCUCCGGUUGUAAAGCCACCACAUUUUCCAAAACCACCAAUCAUUUUCCCACCAACACCACCAAAGCCUCCAGUGACCCCAAGACCACCCUACUAUCCAAAACCACCCUACUAUCCAAAACCACCUGUAACCCCAGCACCACCCAAACCUCCUGUAUCUCCAACGCCACCAACUUUACCUCCAAAGCCUCCAGUAACUCCAGCACCACCCAAACCUCCUGUAACUCCAACACCACCAAUUUUACCUCCAAAGCCUCCAGUAACCCCAACACCACCCUACUUUCCAAAUCCGCCUGUAAGCCCGGUACCACCCAAGCCUCCUGUAACUCCGACGCCACCAAUUUUACCUCCAAAGCCUCCAGUGACCCCAACACCACCUUACUAUCCAAGUCCACCUGUAACCCCAGCACCACCCAAACCUCCUGUAAUUCCAACACCACCUAAGCCUCCAGUAACCCCAACACCACCUUACUAUCCAAGUCCACCUGUAACCCCAGCACCACCCAAACCUCCUGUAAUUCCAACACCACCAAAGCCUCCAGUGACCCCACCAGUAAAACCACCAUCACCACCAAGUGAAAAACCAUGCCCUCCUCCACCUCCGAAGCAAGAGACUUGCCCCAUUGACACUCUCAAGCUAGGAGCAUGUGUCGACGUCCUAGGUGGUCUAAUACACGUCGGUAUAGGCAGCAGUGCUAAGGACGCUUGCUGUCCAGUGCUUCAAGGGCUUGUGGACUUGGAUGCAGCUUUGUGCCUUUGCACAACCAUUAAAGCUAAGCUUCUCAACAUCAAUAUUAUCAUACCCAUUGCACUUGAGGUCCUUGUUGAUUGUGGGAAAACUCCACCGCCGGGGUUCAAGUGUCCUGCCUAAGAUAUAAAGACUAGAAGAGCAGCAGAGUGAGCUACUGAGGACAGAGGAGCUACCUGCUUUGAAGUUAUCGGGUAUAUUUUAUACCCUGACUGUAAAAAUUCAUUUUGAUGUAUGUAAUGCACGUAAAUGUAUGGACAUGUAAAAUUGGUCUUGAGCAGCUUGUAUAAAGUUUGUAAUAAAUUUUAGUUUGAAUUUCUUUUAAUGUAAAUUUUUGUAAUGAUGUAUAUAAAUUAUUUUAUCUUUAAUGAAAUAUGAAUGGAAGUAUUUUGUUUUAAAUUGAAUAAAA
This is a messenger RNA of Hevea brasiliensis (rubber tree), 1656 nucleotides long. RefSeq names its product 36.4 kDa proline-rich protein. The transcript has 2 exons. The record is from RefSeq and is a predicted model, not a curated record. The coding region runs from base 33 to 1370 and encodes 445 amino acids. NCBI's taxonomy places the organism in Eukaryota, Viridiplantae, Streptophyta, Magnoliopsida, Malpighiales, Euphorbiaceae.